AUGACAACACCAGAAGUUGUAUUGCAUCCUCUUGCAUUGAUUUCUAUCACCCAAAGUGCUACACAUAAAACAAUUAAUUGUGGAACAAACAAACCUGAAAGAAGUGUAGGGAUAUUACUUGGAAUUGAAAAUGAAGAAGAAGUUAUUGUACGAACAUCAUUUGAAAUUCCAGAGAGUCAAUUACUAACUAAAAUGAGUGAAGGUGUUAAAUUAAAUUCAGAAGUAAAUAAAGAAUACAAAGUAGUUGGAUGGUAUGCUGGAAUGGCUAAUGGAGAGCCACUAACUAGUGAUAUUGAAUUACAUAGUCAAAUUGUUGGUGAAAAUAAGAACGGAUUAUUUUUAAUAUUAAAUAUAAGUAAAUGUUAUCAAAAAGAAACAGAUAAAAUUCCAAUCACAUUUUGUGUAUUAAGAAAUGAAUUAUUUGUACCAUGUAACUAUCGUAUUGCAUCUGUUGAUGUUGAACGUAUUGGUAUUAAUGAGAUCAUUAAUUCAGGAAGUUCAGUAGAAACUGAUAAAAAAGAAAAAGAAGGAAUAAGUCAUGCUAUAGAAACAUUAAAAAAGAAAGUUGACAUUCUAGUUAAAUAUUUAAAAGGAGUUGAAAAUGGAAUUAUUCAAGCAGAUGAUCAUAUCCUUGCUAAAAUUGCACAAAUUUGUUCUUCUAUUCCAGUCAGUAAUAAUUCAGUAUUCAGAGAAGAA
Entamoeba dispar SAW760 is the source of this 696-nucleotide messenger RNA. RefSeq names its product COP9 signalosome complex subunit, putative. Gene Ontology annotation, molecular function: protein binding; metallopeptidase activity. The record is from RefSeq and is a predicted model, not a curated record. NCBI's taxonomy places the organism in Eukaryota, Evosea, Mastigamoebida, Endamoebidae. The annotation marks the transcript as partial. The transcript has a single exon. Gene Ontology annotation, cellular component: COP9 signalosome.